AUGGGCUUGGAGGAUGCGGAUAAAGCUGCAGCAGCAGAGUUGGUUAAACAAGCAGCGCAGGCUAUCUUUCUCUUCCCAGAUAAUCUGGAAUCUGGCUCGCCAGAGGAGAACAAUGCUUAUGGCAAGCCCAGUGAUUUCUUCUGGUUCACAAAGUCAGAAUUUUCCGAGAAUGUGCAGCAGCUGCAACAAAAGUUUCUGGCGUCCGCACUCUCACACAUCUUCACCACUAGCCCAAAGGAUGACUAUCAAUGUGAAGCUCAUGACUACGCUGCCCUUUUGCUAUGCUUUCUCCCCCAGCAAGAUGUCAUGGCCAAGGCAGUGCUUGAUGAACAUGUUGAAAAAUAUCUCGUGAUCUUGGGAAAUCUCGCAGGCAAGGUGAAGUCAAUCACCGGUGGUAUGAGUCCAGAAGAUGCAGCAACGCUUUCAGAUCAGCUGGAUCAACUCAAGAUUUCAAAUGUGGCAAAGGACGCAAAGUUACUCUCUCGAUUUCUCAUGACACCAGGCUACAAGAAGUUUGCUUUGUUUCUUCAGGCUGAACUGAGCCGAUCUCAGCAAGAUCAGGCUGCAACACAGCGUGCCGAGACUUUGCAGACUGAUGUGUCUGAAGUCAAUGCAAUCCUGACAGGCCGAACACAGGUGGGGCCGUUCACCUUGAUGCGCUUGGUUGAUAUGGUCAAAACUCUCCAGAAGCUUGUUGAGGGCAUCGCUGCUCUUCCUAUGGGUGAGAGCUCCCAGCACAAGGAGAUCCGCGAGUUCAUCGUGGACCGCUUCACACAGACAGUGGGCAGUUUCCUGCGCACAUGGGAUGUGAUUGGGGCUGAGCUUGUGGAUGAUGUGAUGGCCUUUGCUGAUGCUUUUGGCAAGACGGAGAAGAUGUUAGAGCUGUGUGCUCCGCUGAAACUGACCACCAAGGACGUGCUCAAGAAUGUGGGCUACCUUUGUGAGGCUUUCGCUUUCCAACAUCAUUCAGAACAGUUCAUGCAGGCUCUAUCAACACAAGAUGUGAGCAUAUGGACUGACAAUGGCCAGCCAGAUACACCUCAAGCUGAGCGAGCGCUGCGAUUCCAACACUUGUGUUGUGAUUAUCUGCCAAACUUCAAGCUUUGCGCAGCAUGGUCAGCAUUCACCAAAGAAGCACAGGACGGCUUCGACAAUCUGUUUGGACAAUUGCGGAAGCUAUCGAGGGAUGUGAUGUGGAAGCUGCACAACAUGGUCGUUGAUUUCUAUGGCACCUCCAAUGACAAACCAAAGGACGGGUGGAUGGCAUCAGACCCAGGCCUGGAGAAAGCGCAUGCCGACGUGAAGAGUGCACUCAUGAAACUCCAGGCGCUUUGUCCGGCUGGAGAAGCUCCGUCUUCUGUGAUGAAGGUGCUUGAGACAUCCAUCAAAGAGAUUGACAGCAUCUUAGACGUGCAGCUCACAGCCGAGGAAAAGAAUAUGAAGGCAGAGAUCUGUGCAGAGAUCAAAUCUAUGCG
This is a messenger RNA of Durusdinium trenchii, 1475 nucleotides long. The record is from the annotation of a GenBank genome assembly. NCBI's taxonomy places the organism in Eukaryota, Dinophyceae, Suessiales, Symbiodiniaceae.